AUGGGCAAGAAGCAGGGCCUGGGCCGCUCCCUCAUAAAGGAGCAAGGCCUGCGCAACCGCCAUCACAGGCACGCUCACUCCUGGUUACAUACAAGCGAACUAAAUGAUGGCUACGACUGGGGUCGCCUGAAUCUUCAGUCCGUGACUGAACAGACUGCGCUCGAUGAAUUCCUUGCCACUGCAGAACUUGCCGGAACCGAGUUUGUGGCUGAGAAACUCAACAUAAAAUUCGUUCCCGCUGAGGCUAGGACUGGACUUUUGUCCUCUGAGGAGAGCCUCAAAAUCAAGAAACUGCAUGAAGAAAAUAAACAGUUCUUGUGUAUUCCAAGAAGGCCUUACUGGGACAAAAGAACUAGUGCCGAAAAACUCCAGCAAGCAGAAAGAGAGAACUUCCUAGCAUGGAGACGUCAGCUUGUUCGGCUGGAAGAGGAACAAAAGCUGAUUUUAACUCCAUUUGAACGAAAUUUGGACUUCUGGCGCCAGCUCUGGAGAGUCCUUGAGAGAAGUGAUGUCGUGGUUCAGAUAGUAGAUGCUCGAAAUCCCCUCCUGUUUAGAUGUGAGGAUUUGGAACGCUAUGUGAAAGAAAUAGAUGAAGAUAAAGAGAAUGUAAUCUUGAUAAACAAGGCAGACUUGCUGACUGAAGGGCAGCGGAGUGCUUGGGCCAGAUUCUUCGAACGGGAAGGCGUGAAGGUUGUUUUCUGGUCGGCUUUGGCCGAAAGCCUGCGACUGAAUGCCGAAGCCAAGGAACAAGGUCUUGGAGCUGCGGAGGAGUUGGAUGAAUUAGAGGAUGGAAACUGCAGUCAGGAAGAGGAAACACAACCUGGGGUUGAAAACAUUGCAGACAGUGAGGAAGAGGCUAGUGAGUAUGAGGAUUGUGAAGAGAGUGAUGAAGAUUGGCAGACCUGUUCUGAAGAUGACAGUGGCCAUGAAGAGAAGUCCUUUGGCCAGAAGCAGGAAGCAGGCAGGACUAACGGUGCUGGAGAGCAGAGCCCCAAAGCCCUACGGAAUCAUCCAGUCCGUAAUUUCAGCCAUCUAGUCCAGAAGCAUGAGUUGCUGGAGAUUUUUAAAACGCUGCACACUGGGAAGAAGUGUAAAGAAGGAGAACUUACAGUAGGACUGGUGGGCUAUCCUAACGUUGGGAAAAGCUCAACAAUCAACACAAUCAUUGGGAACAAGAAAGUUUCGGUGUCAGCCACUCCGGGUCACACCAAACAUUUUCAGACUCUCUACGUGGAACCUGGCCUCUGCUUAUGCGACUGCCCUGGCUUGGUAAUGCCAUCCUUUGUCUCCACUAAGGCAGAAAUGAUCUGCUGCGGAAUCCUACCCAUAGACCAAUUGAGAGACCAUGUUCCGUCUAUAUCACUAAUUUGCCAGAAUAUUCCUAGACAGGUUUUGGAAGCUACAUACGGAAUAAACAUCAUAAGACCCACAGAAGAUGAAGAUCCAGACCGAAAACCAACAUCAGAAGAGUUAUUAACAGCUUAUGGUUAUAUGAGAGGAUUUAUGACCUCUCAUGGACAGCCAGACCAGCCUCGAUCCGCUCGUUAUCUACUGAAGGAUUAUGUCAGUGGUAAGCUAUUGUAUUGUCACCCUCCUCCUGGUAUUGAGCCAGUGGAUUUCCAGCCCCAGCACCAGCGCAUCAGACUUGCGAAGAACAGACGUGGUCAGGGCCAGGUGGAAAUGCAGCCAGAAAGGAAUCAAAAUGCCAGGCAAAUUGAAAGCGUAGUCGACAGAACCUUUUUUCAUCAGGAGAAUGUGCGAGCUCUGAUGAAAGGAGUGCAGGGCGUGAUGGGGUACAGACCCGGCAGCGGCAGGGUGCCAGCCACCCCCGUGGAUGCUGACAGCGGAGCGGGGAAGCCCUGGAAGAAGCACGGAAACAGGAAAAAAAAGGAGAAGAUCCGCAGGAUCAACAAGCAUUUGGAUGCUUAAACUGUCGUAACUGCUUCGGCUCGCCUCUGUUGCCCACGUCGUCUCAUGAGGCCGAGGGGUUUGGAGGGCAUCAGACCCAAAACUGUGCAGACACACCUCGGUGGCCUCCCCUUUCAGAAAAUAUGAACCUGAGCUCCGUGGGAAGAGUCAAAUCUGAGGCGCAAGGAUAUUUCCGAUCAUCAGAGGCUUAAAAAAAAACCAUUUAAGUCUUGUUGACCUCAGCGUUGGGAAAAAAAACUGGUUGGAAUGCUAGUAUAUAUACACCAGAUUGGUAGGCCAGAUCCAUAUUUUUGAAAAGAAAUAUUAAAAUUGACUUCAGUACCA
Messenger RNA from Tachyglossus aculeatus (Australian echidna), 2253 nucleotides. RefSeq names its product large 60S subunit nuclear export GTPase 1 (gene LSG1). Gene Ontology annotation, biological process: ribosomal subunit export from nucleus. Bases 1 to 1929 code for a protein of 642 amino acids. NCBI's taxonomy places the organism in Eukaryota, Metazoa, Chordata, Mammalia, Monotremata, Tachyglossidae. Gene Ontology annotation, molecular function: GTPase activity; GTP binding. The record is from RefSeq and is a predicted model, not a curated record. Gene Ontology annotation, cellular component: cytosol. The transcript is spliced from 14 exons.